This is a messenger RNA of Chelmon rostratus (copperband butterflyfish), 3534 nucleotides long. RefSeq names its product spartin b (gene spartb). Gene Ontology annotation, biological process: negative regulation of BMP signaling pathway; cell division. The coding region runs from base 293 to 2101 and encodes 602 amino acids. The transcript is spliced from 8 exons. Gene Ontology annotation, cellular component: plasma membrane. The record is from RefSeq and is a predicted model, not a curated record. NCBI's taxonomy places the organism in Eukaryota, Metazoa, Chordata, Actinopteri, Chaetodontiformes, Chaetodontidae.
UAUUUUGUCGUGUUGAAGCCAACCGUUGACACAUCCUGUCACGAUACUUUUGUUGCGAAAGGUCAAUACGGUGGAGAACAGUCUGUGUAACAUCACCUGUGAACGGUACUCUACGUUUGGGAGUCGUGAGAAGGUCCACUAACGACUUCAAACAGACGACGACUUCACUCAGGAAGACGGCUGCUGAUUGAAGUUAAAGUUCGUCAGCUGGGAGGAUCUGUUAACGUUAGCUACGACUUAGCUAGCUGGCUAAUUAAGCUGUUUUUCGGAGUUUUUCGCUAACUGGGAGGGAAUGGAGAAAGCUAAACAGGAUGCAUUCGACAAUGCCAGACUUCAAGUGAUCAAAGACGGCUACGAAAGGGCCUUUGAGUGCAUCAAUAAGGGACUCACAGCAGACGAGGCUGGAGACAAGACCCGGGCCCUGGAGCUCUACAGGCAAGGGCGGCAGCACCUCCUCAGGGCCAUCAGUGUGCCUUCACGGUGUGAGGAGUGUGUCGGCAGCUCCUGGGAAUCGGCCAGACAGAUGCAGGAGAAGAUGCAGGAGACGCUGAACAACAUCACCACACGCCUGGCCAUGCUCGAGACCAGCAGCGACGCUGAAUCUGCACCAACCCUGAAUGCUAGCAGCGUGUCUGACCCGGACGUGCCUGCAGAGGCUCUCUAUCCGGCACUGCCCACCAAGAAGAUGCCAGCUCCACCAAACCCACUCUCCACUAAUGGCCAGGCAGCAGGAGCUGUGGGAGGCAUGCCUGCAUGCAGCACCGAGGGUCUGCCUCUCUCACUUUCGAGACAUGCUCCAGCCGAAAAGCCCCCAGCGUACUCUCCUCAGGCGGCUGACGGCCACCUGUCCAUCUCAUAUGGAACAGAUGCAGGAGAAAUGUCACUGGUUGGGGACGAGUUCUACAGUCGCACAUCUAACUCGACACCAUCUUCCCAGACUAUGAGUGAAGACGGAGAGGAGCUGCUCUACAUCCCUCACGGUGUACAGAUAUUCUUUGUCACACCUGAAGGGCAAGUGAGCGCUCCGUCGUACCCGGGCUACCUGCGGCUGGUGAAGUUUACUAGUGAUCACUCUGACAGAAUGCCCAACAGACCACCGGCCUUUCUGCAGGUGUGCGACUGGCUCUACCCCCUCAUGGCCAUGGACUCUCCAGUAUUGCUGUGUAACACUGGCGUGUUUAUGUUUCCGGACAUGAUGGCGCCGGCUCCGGGCUAUUAUGUGGGAGUGGUGUUGUCCUCUGAGCUGCCUGCUGCAGACAGAGCGCUGUUCGAGGACCUGCUGUCCCAGAUGACUGAUCUCAGGGUUCAGGCUCCAGAUGAAGCUGCAGAAACCGUUAAUCUCAGUCAGAAGGUGUCCAUCGCCACACCUGAGGAGACUGUGCCGGCGGAGACAGAGGAGGAUAAGCCUCUGCCCGAGUGGAGCGAAAAGGUGGCAAAUGGGAUCCUGACAGGUGCGUCCUGGCUAAGCUGGGGCCUGGUGAAAGGAGCUGAGUUCACAGGCAAGGCCAUUCACAAAGGGGCGUCUAAACUCCGAGAACACAUCACCCCGGAGGACAAACCCACCCACGUCAGCCCCACAGUCACCAAAGGCCUCCAUGUUGCCAAGCAAGCGACAGGGGGAGCUGUCAAAGUCAGCCAGUUUCUAGUGGACGGAGUGUGUGCGGUCGCUGGCUGCGUGGGUCGAGAGUUGGCGCCACACGUGAAAAAACAUGGCGGCAAGCUGAUUCCAGAGUCAAUGAGGAAAGACAAGGAUGGGCGUUCCAACAUCGAUGGAGCCAUGGUGGUGGCUGCCAGUGGAGUGCAAGGAUUUGCGACCAUGUGGACUGGUUUGGAAGUCGCAGCAAAGAACAUCACAACGAGCGUCGCGUCAGAGACAGUCACCACCGUAAAACACAAGUAUGGGGCAGCAGCAGGACAAGCCACAGACCACGCAGUCAAUUCUGCCAUUAAUGUCGGUAUCACUGCCUUCAAUGUUGACAACCUGGGGAUCAAAGCUGUGGUGAAAAGGACUGGCAAGCACACAGCGCAGGCCAUUUUGGAAGACUACAAUCUUCAGGAAAAACCGGAGAACGGAAAGCAACUGGAGAAAUCGGACAAAUAGCCGGUAGUGCCCUGCCUCAUUCCCUCAGCAACGCCUUAAAGCAUAAUUUGUAUUCUUCUGUCAAAUAAAUCUAUUUAAUAUUCAUUAUUUAUAAAACAGUUCUAUAUUUACAAAAUAACUACUGUUAUAUGCAUAUCCUAUAGUUUGAUACAGAUCUUAAGCACUUUAAUCUCUAUUUAAAAUAAGGUAUGUGGACCUAAAUGAAGAAACACACCAGAUUAGAUAACCCACAUUAAAACAUAAAUGCAGUAUAUAGAUUAUAAACACAAAACUUUCCUAACCUUCGUGAAGCAUCUGUGUGUUUGAGGUUUUUCCCCAGAAGGGUAAGUGCAAUUUAUAUACUUUGAAUGAAUUCUAAAAAAUCUGAACUAUAUAUCAGUAUCUUCAGAUAUAAAAAAAAAAGUCUGCGAUACUGUUGUUUCCCCCUGUGGUGUUUAACAUGAGAAGUCAUCACAGCUGCUGACUGCCUGCAAAAACCAAAUGAUAUGCAAAAAUCUAAAGCUGUGAAACUUAAAUAUAGUCUGUUAUGUAGUGUUAUGUUAGACCUUCACUGCUUUGAAUGAGGCUUACUAAAACGUUAAUGCCUCUCCACUGCGAGUCUGAGGGUCCAGAUCUCGUUAUUUUUGUGUUCUGCUACAAUCUGCAGUGCUGUCCUCUCAUUUCAGAUGAGUUUGAUCCACAUAUCUUCAGAAUAUUAAUGUCUAUAUUAUUUUAAAAAAUGUAGAUUUUAAACACUUAACAAAAUGUGAUUUUUGAAGUGUGAUGCUAACUUUGUUUCCAAACCAGCUAGUCUUUUUUUUUUUCUUUUUAAACUCCAGCUUUAAGAGCUCAGCAGGUGAAUGUACUUCUCAGAUGUCUUUUAGUUCUUCAGUUGCAUUGAGAUUCCUUUUCCACCUGAACACUCUUGGAAAAAUAAAAUAUUUAAGUGAAUGAGAAAUUCAUUGUUUUUGAAGAUUUAGGGAUUGGUGAUAAGAGCAGGAUGGAUUUGAGCAGUUUUAUUCUGUUUACAUCCAGUAACACCAUAUUGAAUUUGUCAGCGUAAUACUGCCAUCUAGUGGCUGUAUGUUUUACAAUAUGUUAGUUACCCCAGUAUUUCUUAUCACACUCGCGGUUUAUUCUGCAAAUUCUUUUUCUUAUGAAUAGGAACAUCAAUAGAGGAAAAUCUCAAAAUAUUUUCUUAAUUAUUGUCUCAUAACCAGGGCUGGAAUAAUCCCUCUGUACGAAGUGUGAAAUACAGUGAAGACUGUUAAAUGUUGUGUUUUCAGAAAAUUAUUUUUUUAAUUUCACUCAAUACAAAUUCAGUUCUAAUUGUUCAAAAACCUGAAAAUGAAUAAGAUUCCUGUUGCGGUUUGAUUAGACAUUUAGCCAAACUAACAUGUUCAUGUCAGAGAUAAACAUUGGCUUUAUUUGAGUUUAUUAUUCAUAAAUUAAGU